AUGCCAGAGGUGGAGCCAGCAUCUGAGCCUGCGUUAGAGUCUACUCCAGAGGCAGUGCCGGAGCCAGUGUCAGAGUCCACUCCAGAGCCAGUGCCGGAGUCAGAGCUCGAGCCUGAGCCUAGUCCAGAGUCAUCGUCAUCUACAGAGUUUGUACCCGAGUCCAGUCCAGAGCCCAAGUCGUCUACAGAGCUCGAGUCCAGUCCAGAUUCGUCUACAGAGCCCAAGCCCAGUCCAGAGCCGUCUACAGAGCCCAAGCCCAGUCCAGAGCCAUCUACAGAGCCCGAGCUCAGUCCAGAGUCCUCUACAGAGCCCGAGCCCAGUCCCGAGCCCUCUACAGAGCCCGAGCCCAGUCCCGAGCCCUCUACAGAGCUCGAGCCCAGUCCAGCGUCGUCUCCAGAGCCCGAGCCCAGUCCAGAGCUGUCUCCAGAGCUCGAGCCCAAAUCCAGUCCAGAGUCGCCUUCAGAGCUCGAGUCCAGUCCAGAGUCCAUGUCAUGUCUCGUGAUCAAGCCUACUCCUAGCCAAGAAUCCAAGUUGUGUCCAGAGCCUGAGCCCGAACUCCCACCAGGGCCCUGUAUGAUGGAUUUUCGCUCCCAGAAAGAGCUCUUUGGGAGGGGGUUCUGUCAGUCCUGCACACUGUGGUGCGUGCACCAAAAGGUGUGCCUUGGGCUGCGCGCGCGCCGAGUGAGCUCCAGCACUUUGUUCAAUUAA
Messenger RNA from Neoarius graeffei (lesser salmon catfish), 708 nucleotides. RefSeq names its product protein TsetseEP-like. The coding region runs from base 1 to 708 and encodes 235 amino acids. The transcript has a single exon. Lineage: Eukaryota; Metazoa; Chordata; Actinopteri; Siluriformes; Ariidae. The record is from RefSeq and is a predicted model, not a curated record.